AUUGAUUGAUUAAUCAAUAUAUAUUUAACAUAUGAUGAUAGAAUGGAUGAUGAUGGUCAUCAUCAUCAUUGACAUAUUUGAAGAAGACAAAUAUAUUGUAUUGAAAACAGCCAAAUAUAUAUAAAGAAAAAACAAAUCAUAUAAAUCGGCCAAUAUAUAUAUAUAUUCUUUAUUUGAAAUGAUAAUGGCAAAAGAAUUUCGAUAAGAUAAUCUUCUGAUGAAGAAGAAAUUGAUUGUGUGAAAAUUAUGAAGAAACCAUAACAACACGAUAAAUUCAAACUAUCUGCAAACAGUAACAACAAUAAUAAUAAUAAAAAAAAAAAUUCGAAUUUUUUUUUCGUCGUCGUCGUCGUCGUCAUUGUUGUCAUUCAUCCACCAUUUAAAUAUCCGAUUUAGAUCGAUAAUAUAAUUUUUUUUUGUUUUGUUUGGUGGAAUAAAAAAAAAAUAAAAAUAAAAUCCCCGAAUUAGCUGAUACACCGAAAAUCUAGAUAUAAAUGUGAUACGGAAAAAUUCAAACGAACGAAAUUCUCAUAUUCAUUUUUGUGAUACAGUAAACUGAACCAACAAACGAAUAAAACAAAAACAAUGGCAUCCCGUUUAGAUCGAUUAUUUCUAUUACUUGAUAAUGGUUCAACACCUUUAACAAGAAAAGCGGCUGCAUUACAAUUGGGUGAAGUACAAAAAUUACAUCCACAUGAAUUGAAUACAUUAUUGGUUAAAGUACGACAAUAUUUACAUUCAUCAUCAUGGGAAACACGUAUUGCGGCUAGUCAAGCUGUUGAGGCAAUUAUUUCAAAUGUACCGAAUUGGUUUCCAAUUGGAUCAUUAUUAUCCACUAAUGAUGAUAAUGAUGAACAAAAUGAUGCUAAUGAUGAUGAAUGUCGUAUGCGAUUUGAUCGUUAUGAUAUAAUGACUGUUAUUAAAUGUGGCCAUAAUUUACUUGCAUCUGAAGGAAAAGAUUUUGAUGCACCAACAGCCGAUUCUUCUUCUUCUUCGAACACUGUUGUUGUAGCAGCCGAUGCUACAUUAGAUUCACGAGAAAAAAUUGCUCAAAUGCGACAAUCAUUGAAUCAAAAAUUGGGAUUAAGUUUUGCUGAAAAAAUUGGCCUGAAAAUGGAUUUCAUUUCGAAUGCUGAUCUUAUUGCAACGGCUGAUGUUGAAUCAAAACCAAUUGUUGAAAAAAAUUUAAAACUUGAACAAAUCAUACCGAAUGUAAAAACUAGUUCUUCGAUCGUGAAACGUAAAACAUCACCCGAUAUUAAAAUUGAAAAUUCAAAUGAUCCUUCGAUGGCUAAGAAAAUUAAGCUUGAAUCUGUCGAUGAUGAAAAUUCAAAUGAGCAGCAGCAGCGGCAACAACAACAACAAAUUGAUAAUAACAACAUAUUUGAUGGCGAUGAAUGGCCCUUAGCAUGGUUUAGUGAUGAAUUAAUGUCCGAUUUAUUCAAUGCCCAAUGGGAAAUUAGACAUGGUGCAGCCAUUGGAUUGAGAGAAAUUGUCAAACUACAAGGCCGUUGUGGUGGUCGUAUACGAACGGCAUCAUUAUCUCGACAGGAUGCACUAAAUCAACAAUGGUUGGAAGAUUUAUCCUUACGAUUAUUAUCCGUAUUAGCAUUGGAUAGAUUCGGUGAUUUCCUAAGCGAUCAAGUUGUUGCGCCGGUACGUGAAACCUGUGCACAGGUUCUUGGUUUAAUUAUUAAACUUUUAUCAACGAAUGGUGUCCAUAAUGUAUUGGCUAUAUUACUGCAAUUAUUACAAUGUAAUGAAUGGGAAGCACGCCAUGGUGGAAUGCUUGGUCUGAAAUAUCUAUUAGCCAUACGACAAGAUAUGAUUGAACAAUUAUUACCAAAAGUUUUUGAACCAAUAUUUGCUGGCCUAAAAGAUCCAGAAGAUGAUGUAUCAGCUGUUGCAGCUGCCGCUUUAGUACCAAUAAAAGAUCAAUUAAUGUGUUUGAUGCCAGAAAAAGUACCAUUAGUUAUUGCAUUUUUAUGGGAAGCAUUACUUGUACUUGAUGAUCUAUCAUCAUCAACUGGUGAUUUAUUAAUGUUAUUAUCAUCAUUAUUAACAUUCAAAGGUCUCACUACAACCGAUUUUAAAACCGACAAUAAUGAUCAACAAUUGGCUAUAUUAAUACCAAGAUUAUGGCCAUUUCUAUCACAUUCAUUAAGUUCUGUACGUCGUUCAGUGUUGGAAUCAUUAUUAAUAUUGAGUGAAAAAAAUUCAAAUGAAUGGCUAAAUCAAUCAUCAUUAUUAUCGGAUGCAUUACGAUUAUUAUAUCAAAGAUCAUUAAUUGAAAAUCAUACAAUAAUAUUGGAUUUAUUAUAUAAAGUAUGGUUAAAUCUAAUAUCGAAAGCUAAUUAUCAAUGUUUAAUUGAAUCAACAAGAAAUUAUGUAACCAGUUGGAUAUGUUUGAUGAUGCAGCCACAAAAAAUGCCGAUCGAUGUUUGUAAUACACCUGUUUGGUUGGAAAUUAAACACAUUACACAUUCGUUACCAUCAUCAUCAGCAUCGCAUUUGAAAAAUUCUCGACCAUCUACAUCACAACAGCAGCAGCAGCUUUUGUCAUCAUUACCGGCUGAAAAUUAUUUUAUUGGCGGUUCAGAAUCAUUGGGCGAAACAAGUGAAGAACGUGAACGUUGUGCUAUACGUGCCCGUUAUCAAUGUGCACGUCUUAUCGGUGCAUUAGCUUUCUAUCUAACCGAAGAGAAUGGAACACCCUCUUUGAAUGGCGCCGAACAAUCGAAUGUCGAAUCAUCGACAAUUAUUCAGAAUCCACUGGAUAGUUUUGCCUCUCUUCUAUUGAUUCAUUUGAAUACAAAAUCAGCGAUUCAACGAAUGUGUAGUGCAUGGAUUAUUAGAGAAUGGGCAACGGCAAAAGUUAAUCGACAAGGUGAACAACAACCACCUUGGAUAAUCACCAUGAAGAAUGAUGAUAAUGAUGUUGAAGAAUAUGGCGUUGAUCAAAAACGAAAUUCACUCCAAUUACAUAAAGGAUUAGCUGAUCGUUGUAAUGAAUCGUUGGAAGAGCAAAUUUUUUUCGAUGAAAUAUCUGCCUAUGUUAGUAGAGUACAAUAUAAUUUUCGUGAUCUAUUGGCUACCACAAGAACGAAUAAAGUACAAUUCAACGAUACAGAAUUGGCCGGUAAAACUGUGUAUACAUUUCCACAGAUCAAUUCAGUGAUUGAUAAUAUACAACAUCGAUCAUUAAUGGAAAUGCGACAAAAAUUGAUUGAAAUUCGAAAACCAAAUGAUAAACUAAAAUCAUUAAUUGAAUGUCUUGAAGAAAAGAUUUCGUUGACACGUCUUACAAUCACUGAAUUGAAUCAGUUAACAAAUUCAUUGUCGAUCGGUGUCAAAUCAUCAUUAGCAUCAGCAUUAAUUGAAUGGCGUUUCCUGCCUGAUCGUCUUAGUCCAAUUAUAAAACCUGUAAUGGAUUCAAUUAAACAAGAAGAUAAUGAACAAUUACAACGUGGAUCAGCAUCUAGUCUUGUUAAACUACUUAAUAUUUUCCGUGAACGUACCUAUUUGAAUUCAGUACAAUCGACACCAACGGCUAAAAUUAUAAACAAUUUAAUUACAUAUCUUUGUUCAGAUCGAAAUUUCACACCUGAAGUACGAUUAUCCAUCGAUAAUGAUAAUAGUGAUGAUAAAACAAAACGUUCCGAUGCUCAAUACGGUAUCCUAGCAUUGGAUAAUAUGCAAAAAAUUGCCGAACUUAACAUAGCAUUACGACGUUCAAAUUCGAUGAAUAUGAAAAACCGUAAUAAUCAAAAUCAACCAUUAGAUGAUAGUAAUAAUGGUAAUAAUAAUGGAACAUCGACAAUUAUGAAUGAACAACAGCAAGAAAAACAAGGUGAAAUUCAACGUCGUGGUGCUACUAUUGCUCUAUCGGAAACAUGUCGUGCAUUCGGUCAAUAUCUGCCUGAACAAUUACCAUCACUGUGGGAAUAUAUAGCGAAAAUUUCUCUUGAAUCACAAUCACCACCAGCUUUUGAUGAAAAUGGUUUAAAAUCGUGUCGAGAUUUGAUUCAAUCAUUACAAGUAUUUGAAAUUAUUGGACCAUAUCUACAUCAACAAUUACAUUCCUCAUUGAAAGCUACUUUUAAUUUUCUUGGUGAAUGUCUACAGAAUCCAUACAUAACAGUCAGGCAUAUGGCUGCAAGAUGUUUUGGAAUGUUAUCAUCGAUCAAUCUGAAUGUAACAAUGGAUUAUGUAUUGACCAAAGUAUUGGAUAUGCUAGAAGCAUCAGAUUCAGAAUUGAAACGUCAAGGUUCCGUUGAAACUAUUUAUUUUAUAAUUUAUCGUCUUUCAUUGAAAAUUGUACCAUAUAUUGUUCUGUUGAUUGUACCAAUGUUGGGACGAAUGUCCGAUCAGAAUGAAUCGGUUCGUUUAUUGGCAACACAUUGUUUUGCACAGCUAGUACAAUUAAUGCCAUUGGAUAAUGAUCAUCAUAAUCAUCAUCAAAAAAAAUAAUUCAAUUAAAAUGAAUGGUGCAAAACAACAACAACAACAAUUGAUUCAUAUAAAGAAGCAUUAUUAUUAAAUAAUGAAAAUCUACAUUUUUCCGAUGAAUUAUUAAGACGUAAAGAGAAUGAACGUCAUUUUCUUGAACAAUUGAUGAAUAUUAAAAAAUUAGAUGAUUAUCCGCUACCGAUACCUGUACAGGCUGAAUUACGACAAUAUCAACAGGAUGGUGUUAAUUGGUUAGCAUUUUUGAAUAAAUAUAAAUUACAUGGAAUUGUUGCUGAUGAAAUGGGUCUUGGAAAAACAUUGCAAGCAAUCUGUAUAUUAGCAUCGGAUCAAUAUUAUAUGAAACAACGUUUUAUCAAUGGUGAAUCACAGAAUAAACCAUUAUUAUCAUUAGUUAUUUGUCCACCAACAUUGACCGGUCAUUGGAUGUAUGAAGUGGAAAAAUUUGUUGAUGAAAAAUAUUUGAAUCCAAUCAUGUAUCAUGGACCACCAUUUGAACGUGCUAAAAUUAAACAACAAAUUGAACGUGCUCAACAUCGGAUUGGUGCAGCAACAACAACAACAACAAAAUCGGAACGAACAAAAAAUCACCAUAAUCUAAUUAUUGCAUCAUAUGAUCUUGUUCGUAAUGAUAUUGAUUUUUUCUCGGCAAUCAAUUGGAAUUAUUGUAUUUUGGAUGAAGGACAUGUUAUUAAAAAUGGUAAAACAAAAUUGGCACGAUCCAUAAAAACAUUAAGAGCAAAUCAUCGUCUAAUAUUGACUGGAACACCCAUACAGAAUAAUGUAUUGGAAUUAUGGUCAUUAUUUGAUUUUCUUAUGCCUGGUUUUCUCGGUACUGAACGGCAAUUUAUGUCACGUUAUUCAAAACCAAUAUUAGCAUCACGUGAUGCAAAAAGUUCAUCCAAAGAACAAGAAGCUGGUGUUUUGGCAAUGGAAUCAUUACAUCGACAAGUAUUACCAUUCAUUUUGAGACGAAUGAAAGAAGAUGUACUGAAAGAUUUACCACCAAAAAUAAUGCAAGAUUAUUAUUGUGAAUUAAGUCCAUUACAAGCACAACUAUAUGAAGAUUUUUAUAAAAGUCGUGCAAGACAAACAAUCAAAGAUAAUUUAGUUGAUAAAGUUCAGGAACUAUCAUCAUCAUCCACAACGUCAACAAACGCCAAAGAUGCUCGAUUAUCAUCAUCAUCCUCAUCAUCAUCAUCAUCGAUGGAUAUAUCAAAAUCACAUAUAUUUCAAUCAUUACAAUAUCUAAGAAAAGUUUGUAAUCAUCCGAAAUUGGUAUUGACAUCGACACAUCCAAAUUAUGAAAAAAUUAUGGCCAAAUUAAAAUCUGAACAUACAACAUUGGCCGAUAUAAAUCAUGCGGCAAAAUUGAUUGCAUUAAAACAAUUAUUACAAGAUUGUGGUAUUGGUGUUUCACAGACAACUGGACAAGAUCAAACAGCAGCCGAACCAGUUGUAAAUCAACAUCGAGCAUUGAUUUUUUGUCAAUUGAAAAGUAUGUUGAAUAUUGUGGAAAAAGAUCUACUCAAAACACAUAUGCCAUCAGUGACAUAUCUACGUUUGGAUGGUGAUGUUCCAGCUGCAUCGAGAUAUUCAGUUAUUCAUCGUUUCAAUAAUGAUCCUUCCAUAGAUGUUCUUUUGUUGACCAUUCAGGUUGGUGGUCUUGGUCUGAAUUUGACCGGUGCUGAUACGGUGAUUUUUGUUGAACAUGAUUGGAAUCCUAUGAAAGAUUUACAAGCGAUGGAUCGUGCACAUCGUAUUGGACAGAAAAAAGUUGUCAACGUUUAUCGAUUAAUCACAACCGGAACAUUAGAAGAAAAAAUAAUGGGCCUACAAAAAUUCAAAUUAACCAUUGCAAAUACAGUUAUAUCGAAUGAAAAUUCAAGCCUAGAUUCGAUGGCAACCGAUCAAUUAUUGGAUCUGUUUGAAUUAACAACAACCGGUAAUGAGAAAAAAGAACUGGCAAACAACAACAGAAAUGGAAAUUCAACAACAAGCAAGGAGUAUGCUAUUACCGGUGGAUCAUCUGGUCAAGUAUCAAUGAAAAUGAUGCUCGAAACACUUCCAGAAUUGUGGGAUACACAACAAUAUGAAAAUGAAUAUGAUUUAAAUAAUUUUCUACAAUCACUGUCGAAUUUUUCCACCUAA
Dermatophagoides farinae (American house dust mite) is the source of this 6618-nucleotide messenger RNA. The record is from RefSeq and is a predicted model, not a curated record. NCBI's taxonomy places the organism in Eukaryota, Metazoa, Arthropoda, Arachnida, Sarcoptiformes, Pyroglyphidae.